Owenia fusiformis is the source of this 4619-nucleotide messenger RNA. NCBI's taxonomy places the organism in Eukaryota, Metazoa, Annelida, Polychaeta, Sabellida, Oweniidae. The record is from the annotation of a GenBank genome assembly.
GCCGCCAUUGCACAUGUUGAUUUGUUGACAUCUGAAAAAUCAACAAAAUCAAGAAAAUAUGCCUAAAGUAAACACACUAUUCUCUUACUUUAAGAAAGUGCCUACGCCGAGCAAAACAGAGAAUAUUUCUGGUGACAAUAAAUCGAAUGUAUUGAAUGCAAAAAAUAGUAAUGAUGACUUGAUCAAAGAAAACAAUCCUGUGCCUGCUGGAAAAACUCCAAAGGAUGAUGGUUCAGAAACCUCAGAGUUCAAAGAGUGUGAUAUAGUAUGGGGCAAGCUAGAUGGCUACCCUUGGUGGCCAGCCCUUGUGUGCAAAAGUCCAUCUGGUAAAUACUACAAGCUUGGAAAGAAACCAGAGGUUCAUUUGCAGUUCUUUGACGACCCAAUCUCUCGGGCCUGGCUUAAAACAAGAUUUGUGGAUAAAUUUCUUGGAUCAGAUGACCAUAGUUUCCAACGUGGAGGUAAAUACCACACUUAUGAUGCUAAGUGUCAGAAGUUUGCUGCAGAGGCUGACAAAGCAAUGUCCAUGUCUCAUGAAGAUAGGAUGAUGCUUGUCAUGGAGCUGGAAUCCUCAUCUGAGGAGGAUGAACCAGUCCAUUGUGAAAAGAUGGAUUUUAAUGCUGACAUAUUUGAUGAUGAAGUAGGGGAAGAGGAGGAGGGAAACAAUAGUAAGGAGAACCAUCAGUUGGACUCCAGCUCUACAUCUGAUAAAGUGAAGUCCCCCAAAAGUACACCAAAAAAGACACCAAAGAAAAAGAAUGGUCGACCAAUGAGGUCAACAGCUAAGAAACGAAAAGUUGUCAUUGAGUCUGGGGAUGAAGAAUCAGGUGAUGAGUACAACCCUGAUAAGACAGCUCCAGAAAGCUCAGAUGAUGAGAGCAGUGGUGUUGAUGAAAACAUCUCAGAUAUUGAGUCUCUUGAUGAAGCUGAAUCACCAGUGAAGGAGAGUCGUAAGAGAAAGCGUGGAAAGGACAAUGUGGCAAAGAAUUCAUCAGAUGCUCCCCCUACUGCUUCAAAAUCCCAAGCAGCUUUAGCCAGUUUUAGUGCAGAAUCCAGUACACCAAGUACACCGAAGACCCCUGCUACACCUAGCAUCGCAAAGACCCCAAGUACACCUAGUGUAAUGAAGACACCAACAGUAUGCCAUGAAGCUACCAAGUCUAGACUCAGUGCAUUUUCGGCCCCAGAUUCUGUGUCUAGUCCAAGCAGACCUGGGGUAGAAGAGCAAGUAUAUACACAUUUCACUCUUGACUUCCUCAAGCCAGACAAGAUCAAGGAUGCUGAAAAGAGACUUAAAAGCCACCCCGAUUAUGACCCCAGAACUUUGCAUAUACCAGAGAGAUUCCUCAAUGAUUGCACACCAGGCCACAGACAAUGGUGGGACAUCAAGGCAAAGCUCUUUGACACGGUGCUGUUCUUUAAAGUGGGCAAAUUCUACGAGCUCUACCACAUGGAUGCUGUUACUGGAGUCAAUGAACUUGGCCUUAUCUACAUGAAGGGAGCAUAUGCCCAUUCUGGGUUUCCUGAGAUUGCUUAUGGUCGCUACUCUGAGACAUUGGUUCAAAAAGGGUACAAAGUCGCCAGGGUGGAACAGACGGAGAAUCCAGAUAUGAUGAAUGAACGCUGCAAAAAUAGUACUCGAAAAAUUACAAAGUUUGACAAGGUUGUAAAAAGAGAGGUUUGUGCGGUAACUACACCAGGCACUAAGACAUACAGCUUCCUUGAUGGGGAUGCCUCUAAUGCUGACAAUGCCUAUCUCAUGGCUAUUUGUGAAAAGACACAGAGUGGGCUUGCUGGAGAGACCAGUGUGUUUGGAGUAUGUUUUGUGGAUACAACUGUGGGUAGGUUCCAUGUUGGACAGUUUGAGGAUGACAGACAUUGCUCCAGACUGAGGACCAUCCUGGCACAUCACACACCAACAGAGUUGCUGAUCGAGAGAGGAGAGGUGUCAAGUAAGGUCCAACAGGUGUUUAACAGUUGUCUCACAGGUGUACCCAGGGAGACAUUGAAUUCAAACUCACAAUUUUGGGAUUCUACUAAGACAUUGAAAUAUCUCAGUGAGGGGGAAUUCUUCAAGGAUGACAAAACUAGGGAGUUUUCAUGGCCAGAAACUCUCAAGAAUAUGAUCUCAGAAGCUGACUCUCUUGGGCAAACUGCUUCUGCUGAAUAUGACCUUGCAAUACGCAGUCUUGGUGCAAUCACUUGGUAUCUCCAGCAUUGUCUCAUGGACCAUGCUGUGCUCUCCAUGAAGAACUUUACACAAUAUAUACCAGUGGAUAGUGGGCCUAAUGCAGUGAGCAAGCCUGUAGAGAAAAAGAAAUUCACAAACAAACAAAAAAUGGUGCUUGAUGGUAUUACCCUUAGUAAUCUGGAUGUUAUGGACACAAGAGGCAACCAAGAGGGGACUCUACUUCAGAGGCUGGACCAUUGCGUUACACCAUUUGGCAAGAGGCUGUUCCAGCAAUGGCUAUGUGCCCCCCUGUGUAACCCGGAAGGGAUUAAUGAUAGACUGGAUGCAGUAGAAGAUUUAUGGGGUGUCUCAGAUGUGACAGCUGAUGUCACAGACAGCCUUAAGAAACUGCCUGAUCUGGAGCGAUUACUCAGCAAGAUCCAUACACUGGGUUCCCUCAAGCGUUCCAAAGACCAUCCAGAUGCCAGGGCCAUCAUGUAUGAAGAUGUCACUUACAGCAAGCGUAAGAUUGAGGAUUUUGUGUCUGCAUUAACUGGCUUCAAGGUGGCUUGUGAUAUUAUGGAGAAAUUUAAGAGUCACAACACAUCAUUUAAAUCAAAGCUUUUGCAACAAACUGUUAGUUUUGCCAGUGAUGACUCUGUGCCACUUGGAAGAUUCCCUGACCUUAGGAAGGAUCUAGCUGCAACAGAUCGUGCAUUUGACCAUACCAAGGCCAAACAGAGCGGGGUCAUAAAGCCCUUACCAGGGUGCAACCCUGACUAUGACCAGGCCAUUGAGCACAUUAAUAGCAUAGAAGAGGAGCUGGAUGACUAUCUCAAGCAACAAAGAAAACGUUUGAAAUGUAAUACACUUGUGUACUGGGGCAAAGGCAAGAAUCGCUGUCAGAUUGAGGUCCCAGACAGCCUGCGUGAUCGUGUCCCAGAUGAUUUCGAACUCCAGUCACAGAAGAAGGGAUGUCGACGUUACCGAACCACAGAGAUAGAAGAUCUUCUAAAACAACUAGAGAGGACGGAGUUAGAUAAGGAGAGAGCCCUCACAGACACUAUGAGACUGCUCUUCUGGCACUUUGACAAAAAGUACAAAGACUGGGAGGCUGCGGUGCAAUGUCUCGCCACCCUUGAUGUCCUACUCAAUAUCUCCCGCUACAGCCAGUCAGCAGAUGGUGCUAUGUGUCGGCCAGAGCUCAUCCUCCCUGAUGAUGCCACAACCUCAUUCUUGGAGAUUCGUGACGCCAGACAUCCCUGUGUCUCAAGAACAUUCUCUGGCGGAGAUUAUAUCCCUAAUGAUACAGUGAUUGGAAUCAGAGAUGAAAAUGCUAUGAAGACUGAAGGUGAAGAUCAAUCUCAUAGCAGUGUUGUCAUAGUAACUGGACCAAAUAUGGGUGGAAAGUCGACAUUGAUGCGUCAAGUUGGCCUCGUUGUCAUUAUGGCUCAGCUGGGAUGCUAUGUGCCUGCUGAGAAGUGUAAGCUGACCCCUGUAGAUCGAGUGUUCACGCGCCUGGGUGCCAGUGAUCGGAUUAUGUCAGGUGAAAGUACAUUUUUCGUGGAACUGAGUGAAACAUCGGCCAUCCUGCAGCAUGUAACUCCACAUAGCCUGGUUCUGAUGGAUGAACUUGGUCGAGGCACAGCAACAUAUGAUGGUACAGCAAUAGCAUGUGCAGUGGUGCAGGAACUUUCUCAGAAUGUUAAAUGUCGCACAUUGUUCAGCACCCACUACCACUCUCUGGUGGAGGAGUUCUCACAUGACCCCAAUGUCAGGACAGGGCACAUGGCGUGUAUGGUGGAGAAUGAAGAUGAGAAUGACCCAAGUCAGGAGACCAUCACCUUCCUCUACAAGUUUAUAGGUGGCGCUUGUCCUAAGAGUUAUGGCUUUAAUGCAGCCAGACUGGCAGAUCUACCCAAUGAGAUUAUUCUACGAGGACAAAAGAAAGCUAUUGAAUUUGAAGAAAGCAUAGAGAAGUUAAAAUUGUUCAGGUCUAUUGUGAACCUUACAAAAGAUUCGCUAGGUACCUUGCAAAAGCUCCAAACAUCUAUACCAAUAAUAACACAAACAUAGAGGAUACUCUACAUAAAACCAUAGGAGCAGUAUUGUGGAUAUUGUAAACAAAGCUUACAUACUUGUCUAACAAUGUAUUGUAUACAACUAUGGCAACAUGAUAGUCGAUAGUCUAUAGGAACGCUACAGUAGAUAUUCUACAAAAAAUAUAUAUAUCAUGCAGUUGAUUUAGUUUGUAAAUAUCAGUCUAUUAUAGCCUUAUCCUAGGGGCUGUCACUUAUGCUAAAUCUGGAUAUUGCCGACAAGGCAGAAUUGCCAAUCUUGAGACUGCAAUUAUAUUAAGGAUGUUAUUUUAAUCAUGUCUGGAAGAUACAUAGUUCUAUAGAUCAUGUAUGAAAUAUUGGACAUGCGCAAAUGCAGUUGUCAUUUGCUU